AUGUAUUCACAAUAUGUCGGACCUGUCGACAUUGCUAUCAAGGCUAUUUGCAAAAAUUAUACAUUUUCUGAAUUAUAUGAAAUAGCGGCACUAUGCAAUGUACUCCAAUGCAAUAUACGAAGUGUUUAUCCAAAAAUUGAUUUUCAACAAUAUAUGGCGGUUUGGGAUAAUGUCUUUACACCUGUUUCACCUAUUAUUGCUAAUUGUAAUAUUGUAAUUAUUGUAAUUAUGUGGUCAAAUGUCUUAAAUGAAAAAAAUGCUCGAGAGGCAAAUAAUGGUACGUGGAGUCCAAAUCAUUUUGUUCCACUCAUGCCAGUAGAUACUCAAAACGAUUCUAAUAAUCAUGAUCAGUCAACAUCGCUCGCGGUUACUCCUGAAAAAAGAGCGUUGAAGAAUAAUACUGUUACUCAAAUACGAAUUCCUGAAUUUCAGUCUUCUCCCAGCAGACGUUUUCGAAGUGAAGGCAGCAUCGAAAAUAACUUCACUCAGCCAAUUACCUCAAAUACAAUGAACAAGGAAAAGAAUGAUAAAAAAGAACAACAUCAAAAUCGACUAGAGAAGAAAAGAGAACAAAGUGGAUCGAGUCGAAUGAAUGAAUCAGAAAAACAACGUCAGAUUCGACUUGACAAAGAGAGAAAUCGAAGUCGAUCGCGUCGAAUAACUGAAACAGAAGAGCAGCACCAGAUUCGACUUGAGAAGAACAGGGAACAAACUCAAUUCAGUCGAACAAAUGAGUCAGAAAAACAACGUCAGAUUCGACUUGAGAAGAACAAGGAACAAACUCAAUCCAGUCGAACAAAUGAGUCAGAAGAAAAGCGUCAGAUUCGACUCCAGCAACAAAAAAAACGAACUCAAACGAGUCGAGUUAAAAAGAAAGUUGGAAAACAGAUGCAUGAAAACAUCGAUAUUGAACUAGGCAAUACCCAGAUGCAGUUCUCCAUUCAUCCGCCUUGGCCUGAACCGAUUCCUCGUGACUUGAAGGAAACUCGUUUACAACAAUUUUUAGAACAAAUGUCCAUGUCAGUGCUGGCUGAAGCUACGUGUGCAGUUUGCAAUGUCCGUACUCCAGCAAAAGACUCGAAGAAAAUUUCAAUUUCAAAAAUUCCUAAUAUUCAAUUACUUAAAAUUUCCGAAGGACUCAAUGAUUUAAUUAUAAACAUUCAAUCAACAUCACUACAAAAUUCAAGAAGAGAUACAGAAAUGUUCACCAACAAUAAUAUAGAGAUAACUGAGCGUACUGCAAAUCCUUCAACUUUUGAUUCAGCGUCGUUUUAUUGUCAAAACAAUGUUAUCUUAUAUAAAAGUGGUUUAUUUCAACAAAAUAAAGUGGAUAUGUGUAUCCUUUGUCAAAAAUGUCAUGGUGCUCUUUCGAAGGGAUCUAUUCCUAAGUUUUCAGCUGCCAAUAAUAUGUGGUUAGGUGAUAUACCUGUUGAAUUACAAGGAUUGACGAUUCCAGAAAAAAAAUUAAUAUCACUUUAUCGUCACAAUAGCUGCAUAAUAAAACUCCAUUCCCCUUUUCAUUCAACUACAACUGCCCAAACUGCACUGAAGGGUAAUUGCAUUACCUUUGUUCAAAACGUACCAAAUAUUGUCAAUAGUUUGCCACUGUCACUUGAUGAUCUAUGUGAUACACUUAAAGUGAUUUUUAUUGGAGCUCGACCUCCUGUUCGUAUUCAUCUUAAAAAAAUUCUAACAGUGCGCAAGAAGAAAAUUAUUCAAGCAUUACAUUGGUUGAAAAAAAACAAUAUACUUUAUAAAGAUAUCAACAUAAAUUUCGAAAAUAUCGCUCAAUUACCAGAAGACGAUGUACCAGAAUGUAUUAUGUCAACAUUAGAACAAAAGUUAGAUGAUGAAGAAAUUCAAUCUGAAAGAGUCGGAUAUGUUCCUGAUCCAUUAUCCAAUCCCAUCGAACAUACUCCUACAGAUGCUAUUCCCAUUAGUAACAGGUGA
Molecule: messenger RNA, 1950 nt
Organism: Rotaria sp. Silwood2
Lineage: Eukaryota; Metazoa; Rotifera; Eurotatoria; Philodinida; Philodinidae
Source: the annotation of a GenBank genome assembly